This is a messenger RNA of Dentiscutata erythropus, 869 nucleotides long. The record is from the annotation of a GenBank genome assembly. Lineage: Eukaryota; Fungi; Glomeromycota; Glomeromycetes; Diversisporales; Gigasporaceae.
AUAAUUUUAAACGCAUCAAUGAUGAAUAUACUCAUAGUGCAGGAGAUUAUGUAUUAAAAGAAUUGGCUGCAUUAGUUCAAACACUUAUUCGUCCUGAAGACAUUUAUGCACAAUAUAGCGGAGAAGAGGUUACUGUCCUUCUCAAGAAUGCAAAUUCUGAGCUAGCUUUCGAAAGUGCAGAGAAAAUUCGAAAAACUGUUGAGUCUCAUGAAUUUAAUUAUAAUGGAAAACGUUUACCAGUUACAGUCAACAGUGGAAUUGCUGAUAUGAAUUCAUCUGUGGAAUCUCAUGAAGAGUUGCUUAAGCGUGCUGAUCAAGCUUUAUAUGUUGCUAAACGUCAAGGUCGAAAUCGUGUAAAAAUUUGGGCUAAAGACAUUGACUCAGUUGGUAAAGAAAUUGACUCAAAUGGCAAAGAAAGCGAUUCAAAUAAUAAAGAGGUUGACUCAAAUGGCAAAGAAAGUGAUUCAAAUAAUAAAGAGAUUGACUCAAAUAGUAACUUUAAUGCUAAUAUUGCUUAUCUAAAUGUUUCAGAUUAUCUUGAGAUUUUUUCAGGACCUAUAUACUUUCCUACUAAUAAAAAAACUAUACAACAUAAUAAAUUGCCUUCUGUAAUAAACGAGCUGUCAGUGACAUUUCAAUUGAAUCUCAAGAGACAUGAUUCAAAUUGGAUAUCUAUUUUUCAUAAAGGUGAAGAUGCGCAGCAGACCCGUACCCCAGCGCUUUGGCUAACACCAAAUAACUCACAACCAUGCUUUAUAUGCUCAGUAAAUAACAAUUGGAAUUAUUAUGGUCAUAUUGAAACUAGUUUUGAGUUAAACAGAUGGUGUCAUAUAGCCUACACGCUUUCUGAACCUCAAAAACGCAUGUAA